AUGCAAGUGGUAGAUACAGCUACGACCCGACAAACUAGUCAACAAGGGGAGGGAACAACAACCGUCAACCCUCUCACACAAUCGGAAUUCCCCUCGUGUCAAGCCUGGGGGGGCUUCCUAGACGCAAACCGCGAUGAGUCCUCUGGGCCCGGGGUGUCCCCGUCUCAGAACCAACUGGCCUCCGGCCCGAUCAACCUGUCUGGACUGGUGUGCAAUGUUCGCCGCACAACCGGCAAAGAGCCUCACCCCCUAGUUGGCGCAACUACCACCAUUCUCGGCGACAAGUUAUACGUCUUUGGAGGCCGAGUCCUCUCGCGCAGUCGCCCUCAGCUGACAGCCGAUCUCUACGAAUUGGAUCUGAUCCGUCGCCACUGGACCAAGAUCGAUGCUGGCGGUGAUAUUCCGCCCCCACGCUAUUUCCACAGUAUGUGUGCUCUGGGCGAUAAUAAGUUGGUUGCGUAUGGUGGCAUGUCUCCCGCCCCGGGGACUCCUCGCGAUCCUUCCAAUCCGGGUGCGGGAACAGAAACACAAUCGGAAGUCGUUGUCAUGUCAGAUAUCCAUAUCUUCGAUGUGCCCUCGCGGAGGUGGACUCGUGUUGCGGCUCACGAGUCGCCGCAAGGGAGAUAUGCUCACUGUGCGACCAUUAUGCCUUCCAGUGCGAGCUUCACCUCGGCCAGUGCGCCACUUUCUGCAAUCCACCAUAACCCGGAGUCCAACACGCCCCAUCAAGGCUCCCUCGGAGUGGACAUCGAUGGCUUUGGAGGCGCCGAGAUGGUGGUCGUUGGAGGCCAGGAUAGCUCUAACCAUUACAUUGAGCAGAUCAGCGUCUUCAAUCUUCGCAGUCUGAAAUGGACCAAUACCAGCCCCCCUCGGACGCAGUUGUGGGAAUCGCAUGAGCCCAUUGAGCAGAGCGAUGAGCCUGGCUGUCCGAUGUUGAUCUACUCGAAUUAUAAUUUCCUCGACGUCAAAUUGGAAUUGCAGGUACGCCUGCCGGAUGGGCGUCUUGUCGAGCGACCUAUGCAGAGUCAGGCAUCUCCUCCGGGUCUACGUUUCCCCAAUGGCGGUAUCAUCAAUGGUCAUUUCGUGGUCAGCGGUACCUAUCUUACAUCCUCCAAGCAGGAAUAUGCGCUUUGGGCACUGGACCUCAAGACUUUGACAUGGGGCCGGAUUGAUGCCGGCGGGUCGGUCUUUGGCCAGGGCAGUUGGAACCGCGGUAUCCUUUGGCCGCGCCGCAGUACUUUUGUCAUUCUUGGGCAUCGGAAGCGCAGCUUGGUGGAUGAUUAUAACCACCGACGCAUCAACUUCUCUCAUGUUUGCAUGGUGGAAUUGGAAGCCUUUGGCCUUUACAACAACCCAUCUCGCACCGCCCCGACAUCUGGAUAUAAAUCAUACAGCUCGCCCUCCGUUCCUGUUUCUCUGCAACAGAAAUUGACGCAAUUGACGACGAGUCGCCCUCUCUCUGCUGCAUCAGAUGAACUCGGCAAGAUCGCCCUAUCUCUUCACGAGAUGUCCGACAUGGAACUGCAAGCUGUCGGUGGAGAACGAAUCUCUGUCAACUCCCGUGUUUUAGCCCGAAGAUGGGGACCCUACUUCAUCCAGCUACUGCGCGAGUCAUCCGAAGAGGAAAUUGCAGGAGGAGCCACCCUCCGCCCAUCCCAGAUGCAUCCAAGCCGCAACUCGAGCAUCACCAUCACUCCCUCUAUCGGCCAAAACAGCAGCUACUCCAACGCCACCACCCUGAUCAACCCCUCCGUGCCAUCCAAAGCACUCCUGGAAAAUCUCGAAGCCCCCUCCGCCCACACCCUAACUCCCACCUCCCGCCCACGCUCCUCGUUCAAUACCUCUACACCUCCGCAAUCCCCCCCACCAGGCUCAUCCCUCUGCACACCCCAAAUCCUCUGCUCCCUCCUCCAACUCGCUCGGCCUUAUCAAGUCAACGGCCUCCUCGAGGCAACAGUCGAACGCCUCCACCAAGUCCUGGACGGCCGCAAUGCAGCAGCCGUCUUCAACGCAGCAGCCAUGGCCGCCGGCGGCGGUCGCGGCACUGGCUUCACCUCCGGCCUCGGCGGGACACUAGAAGCGCUAAACGGCGUCCAAGGACGAAACGGCUCAAUCGCCGUAUCAGAGACAACGCAUUCGCAAAACAGCGUCCUGCACGCCUCAGACUCAUCCGACACCGAACACGGUGGAGGCGCACAAUCCAUCUCCGCCUCAAGCAGUACGAACGACCUCGCCAACUUCGCCCGCGGCAUCCCCUCGCUGCGCAUCGACACGAAUAUUUCCCAAUCGCAACAGUCUCAGCAACAGCGACGCGGUCGCUCGCGCGGUGAUCGCGACGACUCGAUUAGUAAUACCAGCACGGCGACGUCGGCGUCUAGGUGCUAG
Penicillium waksmanii is the source of this 2385-nucleotide messenger RNA. Its product is annotated as putative regulatory protein Ral2. The coding region runs from base 1 to 2385 and encodes 794 amino acids. The record is from RefSeq and is a predicted model, not a curated record. Gene Ontology annotation, cellular component: cytosol; mitochondrion. Gene Ontology annotation, biological process: cell redox homeostasis. The transcript has 4 exons. Gene Ontology annotation, molecular function: protein binding. NCBI's taxonomy places the organism in Eukaryota, Fungi, Ascomycota, Eurotiomycetes, Eurotiales, Aspergillaceae.